Messenger RNA from Canariomyces notabilis, 1200 nucleotides. RefSeq names its product glycoside hydrolase family 93 protein. The coding region runs from base 1 to 1200 and encodes 399 amino acids. Lineage: Eukaryota; Fungi; Ascomycota; Sordariomycetes; Sordariales; Chaetomiaceae. The record is from RefSeq and is a predicted model, not a curated record. The transcript is spliced from 2 exons.
AUGCGUGGUGCGGACAAAAUUCUCCUCUCACUGGCGGCCCUGGCCUCAGCAGCACCCGCCCAUGACCCUAAGCCCUUCUCCCUGUUCGAAUACAAAACAAUAUGGCAGGCACCGCCCGGUGUCCGGGCCUUCUACCCACGUCUAACAGAGCUCAAGGAUGGCACCCUCCUAGUCACAACAGGCACGUCCGGCAAUCGCUCUCUGGCCGGCCUCUCGUCGUUCCCCGUGUUCGAGAGCAAGGACGGCGGCGUGUCAUGGAAGCAGGUGUCCAACAUUACCGACCAGGUCAACGGGUGGGGAAUGACCGCGCAGCCCGCCAUCACCGAGAUGACGCAGGAUGUGGGCCCGUACAAGAAGGGCACCAUCCUGGCGAGUGGAAACAGCUGGAGCUUUAACGAGACCGCUGAGGGUGUGGGAACUAAGAUCGAUCUGUACGCCAGCAGAGACAGGGCAAGGACGUGGGAGUUCGUGAGUAACGUGGCGGUGGGGGGAAGGCCGAAUACGACGAAUGGGGCGGAUCCCAUCUGGGAGCCUUACCUUAUGAUCUACGACAACCAGCUAGUCUGCUACUACUCCGACCAGCGCGACCCGGACCACGGCCAGAAGCUAGCCCACCAAACCUCAAAAGACCUAAAAACCUGGGGCCCCGUCGUCGACGACGCCGCGUACGAUCUGUACAUCGCCCGACCGGGCAUGACCGUCAUCGCGCACAUCGAGACCAUCAACAAAUGGAUCCUGGUCUACGAGCUGCCCAUCGGCAACUCCUCGUCCUACGGGUCCAACUACCCCGUGCACUACCGCAUCGCCGACAGCCCGCUCGAGUUCCAGAGCGCCGAGCCCCUGCCUAUCGUGAUCAACAAAGAGUUCGCGCCCAACGCGUCCCCCUACGUGGUCUGGUCCCCGGUAGGCAGCAAGAAGUGCGGCACGAUUGUGGUUUCGGAUGCGGAUAACUCGCAGGUCUACACCAACCAGGCGUGUGGAGAUGUGGACAAGUGGGAGAUGCACGCCACGCCGCAGCCGGCGGCGUAUAGCAGGGCGUUGCAUAUCUUUAAGAAGCAUCCGGAUCACCUGAUGAUUCUGGGCGGGAGCACCUUUGACUUUGAUGAGGGGGAUGAUCCGAACUUGAGUGCCAGUGUGGUGAGCUUGACGGAGGUUGUGAAGGGCAAGUAUGAUAAGAAGGGAUGCGACAGUCGCCGGUGA